Trypanosoma theileri is the source of this 1236-nucleotide messenger RNA. RefSeq lists its product as uncharacterized. Gene Ontology annotation, biological process: cilium assembly. NCBI's taxonomy places the organism in Eukaryota, Euglenozoa, Kinetoplastea, Trypanosomatida, Trypanosomatidae. Gene Ontology annotation, molecular function: protein binding. The coding region runs from base 1 to 1236 and encodes 411 amino acids. Gene Ontology annotation, cellular component: axoneme; ciliary basal body. The record is from RefSeq and is a predicted model, not a curated record. The transcript has a single exon.
AUGUACGAGUACGAUGAUCAGCAGAUGAAAGAAGAGGCCCUGCAGUCCAGUGCGGCAGGCGUUAUCCAACGGCGUUGGCGAGAAUUUGCUGCGCGGCGUGAGCAUGAAGCUGCACAACGAAUGGAAAAGCCAUCUGUUUCGAUUGCUGCCGCCGCUGCUGCUGCUGCUGUUGCGGCGAAGGACGACGAUGCGGGCGAGACCCCGAUGGACAAUUCCCAAUAUCUCCUUAACGAGUACAGUCGCCUGUUGGAUGCCCGCGGUGCCGUUGUGGAGCGCAGUCUUGCCUGCCAGCGGCAGUUGGCGCGGUACUUCGCGGCGCAGCGGCAGCGCAAAGGCGAGGCCCCGCCGCAGUCCGUCUCGCCCGAGGCGGAGCAGCAGUACUGGACGACCGUUAGACAAAUGCACGAGGAGCACUGCAUCGCGCAGGCACAGAAGGAAGAGUCGGAGGCUCUACUCGCAGAGAUACAGGCACGACAUCAGGGAACCAUUGAUGAGGCACUCCGACAGGAAGAUGCCUUCCGACAGUAUAUACGGGAGUUUGCAGAGAAGUCGGUCUUUGUGCGUACCAAUCGUCGACUUACCAAGGAGGAGAUUGAGGAAUUUCUUAACAGAGAGAUGGAUCAAAGACGUGAAAUACGUAAUGCACGUAUACGCAAUAUUCUCUUGCGUCAUGAGGUUGAAAAAUUACAAAAAACUGCAGCACAACGUGAACAACAGCAAGAUGGAAUGAACCUUAUUGAUUUUGAGCAAUUGAAAAUUGAGAAUACAAAUCUUAAUGAAAAAAUAGAGGAACGCAAUGAAGACCUUGUAAAGUUACGGCGUAAGGUCACCACCACUAUUCAUGUACUGACUCAUGUAAAGGAGAAAUUGGAGUUCAUGAAGGUAGAGAAUGCCCAACUUCGGCGUCAGGUGGCAGCAACAGAGGAGGAACUUAAUGGUGUACGUGAUAAAUUGGCACAAACCAAACGCCGUCGUGAUCAUUUUACCAACUCUAAUAUAAAGAUGCGAGAAAAGAUGCCAAUGGUUGGAUCUGAGAAACUUCUUUUAGAUUAUGAGAAGCGUAAAGAGGCAUCCAAUAUUAUGCGGGAAAGUGUAUUGGAGAGUGCUGCAAAACACCGGGAGUUGGUGGCCGCCACCAACCGGCAGCAAUUAGUGCUGCAAAACCUCCAGAAGAGUUUGGCACUCGGAUCUUCAGUAGGACUUCCCCCAAUCACUGCCAAGGCAAUGACUGAAUAG